This is a messenger RNA of Octodon degus (degu), 2546 nucleotides long. It is a transcript of the gene Exo1, whose product is annotated as exonuclease 1. Gene Ontology annotation, molecular function: 5'-3' DNA exonuclease activity; DNA binding; 5'-flap endonuclease activity. The record is from RefSeq and is a predicted model, not a curated record. Lineage: Eukaryota; Metazoa; Chordata; Mammalia; Rodentia; Octodontidae. Gene Ontology annotation, biological process: mismatch repair; DNA recombination. The transcript is spliced from 13 exons. Gene Ontology annotation, cellular component: nucleus. The coding region runs from base 1 to 2520 and encodes 839 amino acids.
AUGGGGAUACAAGGAUUGCUACAAUUUAUCAAAGAAGCUUCUGAACCCAUCCAUGUGAGGAAGUAUAAAGGGCAGGUAGUAGCUGUGGACACCUAUUGUUGGCUUCACAAAGGAGCUAUUGCUUGUGCUGAAAAACUAGCCAAAGGUGAACCUACUGAUAAGUAUGUAGGAUUUUGUAUGAAAUUUGUAAAUAUGCUGCUAUCACAUGGCAUCAAGCCUAUUCUUGUAUUUGAUGGAUGUACUUUACCUUCUAAAAAGGAAGUAGAGAGGUCUAGAAGAGAAAGACGACAGUCCAAUCUUCUUAAGGGAAAGCAGCUUCUUCGUGAAGGGAAGGUCUCAGAAGCCCGAGAAUGUUUUACUCGCUGUGUCAAUAUCACUCAUGCGAUGGCCCACACAGUUAUCAAAGCGGCCCGGGCUCUGGGUGUGGACUGCCUCGUCGCGCCCUAUGAAGCUGAUGCGCAGUUGGCCUAUCUGAACAAAGCUGGUAUUGUACAGGCUAUCAUCACAGAGGACUCUGACCUCCUCGCUUUUGGCUGUAAAAAGGUAAUUUUAAAAAUGGACCAGUUUGGAAAUGGACUAGAAAUUGAUCAGACUCGGCUAGGGAUGUGCCGACAGCUCGGGGACAUAUUCACAGAAGAGAAGUUCCGUUAUAUGUGUAUUCUUUCCGGCUGUGACUACCUCCCAUCACUGCGUGGGAUUGGAUUAGCAAAGGCAUGCAAAGUGCUGAGACUGGCCAAUAAUCCAGACAUUGUAAAGGUUAUCAAGAAAAUUGGGCAUUAUCUCAAGAUGAAUAUAACAGUCCCAGAAGAUUACAUCAAAGGAUUUAUUCGAGCCAACAAUACUUUUCUUUAUCAACUAGUUUUUGAUCCCAUCAAAAGGAAACUUGUCCCUCUGAAUGCCUAUGAAGAUGACAUUGAUCCUGAAACGCUAACCUAUGCUGGACAGUACAUUGAUGAUUCUGUAGCUCUUCAGAUAGCACUUGGAAAUAAAGAUAUAAAUACUUUUGAACAGAUUGAUGACUACAAUCCAGACACCACUAUGACUUCCUUAUUAAGAAGUCACAGUUGGGUUGAAAAAACAGCUCAAAAGUCAUCUUCUGUUAAUAGCAUUUGGCAUAAGAAUUAUUGCACAGCAUUUGGGACGGAUAUUGUUUCGGAUGUUGCACGUUUGGAAGAAAAGCCAAGUACCGUGGGCAUUAAACACGUGAUUAGUACUAAAGUGUUAAAUCUUCCAAGGAAGUCCUCUGUGAUGAAAAGACCACGAAGUGAAGAGCUAUCAGAAGAUGAUCUGUUGAAUCAGUAUUCUCUUUCAUGUACAAAGAAGACCAAGAAAAAUGGUUGUGAAAAUAAUAAAUCAUUGAAUUCUUCUGAAAUGUUUGUGCCUGACCGGGAAAAUGAAACUAUUCAGACAAAAAGCUUAAAUACACCACCAAGGACAAGAAAUAAAUUUGCAACAUUUUUACAGAGAAAAAAUGAAAAGAAUGAUGCAGUUGUAGUCCCAGGGACCAGAAGCAGGUUUUUCUGCAGUUCUUGGGAGUCUGCUGACUGUGUGUCCAAGAAGGUGAGCAGCCAGACUCCAGAUGAGUCAGCAGUCGGAGGAGCCCUGACCGAUCUCAGUGAGUCAGGCUGUCCGGACCCAGACGGCGGGAAGCCAGUAGAUACAAGUGCGACACAGAGUUCAAGCACCUGCCUUCCUGGUGAUGACGCUGUGUCGGCCCUUGAACAGCCUCAGUCUUCUCAGACCCACACAUUCACAAGGACCUUUUCGCCACCCUCUCUGGGGACACCGCGAAGUUGUUUUAGUUGGUCUGGAAGUCUUGGAGAGUUUUCACACUCUCCGAGUACCUCUCCAAGCCCAAACACAGCGUUACAGCGAUUCCGAAGAGAAAGCGAUUUCCCCUCUUCUCUUACAAAAGACAGUAAGCUGCCUGACGCAUCUCAGCCGAAGAGUGAUGAGUCAGGUGACGAAGCUCAGCCCUCGCGUAAAGUGGAUUUGCCAUCACCGUCUCAGAACAGUAUAGAGCUAUCGCCACACAGUUUAAGUGCAUCAGAGCUUUCUCAGCCUUCUAGUAAGGAUUCCGAUUCAGAGGAAUCUGAUUGUAAUAGUAAGUCCCUUGAUAAUCAAGGUAAUCAGAACUACAAGCAACAUUCAUCUCAUUUUUCAAAGAAAGGGACACUUCUAAGGAAUAAGGUUCCUGGGCUAUAUAAAUCCAGCUCCGUGGACUGUCUUUCUACCACCAAGAUCAAAGCUCUGGUUCCUGCUAGAGUCAGCGGGCUAAGCAAGAAGCCGGCAAGUGUCCAGAGGAAAAAGCACCAUAAUGCCGAGAACAAGCCAGGUUUACAGAUAAAAAUCAGCGAGCUCUGGAAAAAUUUUGGGUUUAAAAAGGAUUCCGAAAAGCUUCUUUCUUGUAAAAAGCCCCUGUCUCCAGUCAAAGAUAACAUCCAGCUGACUCCAGAGGCAGGAGAGGAUAUAUUCAAUAAACCCGAGUGUGCGCAUGUUCAGAGAGCGAUAUUCCAGUGAUCACCACUGACCACCCAGAAGCUGUC